CAAUGAAUAUAAUACAGUUGAGUUGACGUAUCGAGGUGUGGGAUGUCUUAACCCUCGGCGACUCGCACAACUCGCUAAUCAUGGCGGCUCGAGAGAGGGUUGUUCAUCUGUUGAGGCAGCUGCAAAGGGCAUCAUGUCGAUGUCCUGCUCACUCUCAGACCUAUUCACAAGCACCGGGACACGUUACAACCAGAGCAACAGACUACGCUUUUGAGAUGGCUUGUUCAAACAUCCGAUAUGGAGAAGGAGUGACAAAUGAAGUCGGUAUGGACCUUCAGAAUAUUGGGGCCAAGAGAGUUUGCGUAAUGACAGACAAAAAUCUGGCUAAGCUUCCUCCUGUCAAAGCUGUCCUGGAUUCAUUAGUUAAGAAUGGAGUAAACUUUCAAGUGUUUGACAAGGUCAGAGUGGAGCCAACUGAUUUAAGCUUCAAGGAAGCAAUAACAUUUGCGAGACAAGAACAAUUUGAUGCAUAUGUUGCUGUUGGAGGCGGGUCUGUGAUGGACACAUGUAAAGUGGCUAACCUGUACAGCUGCAGCCCUGAUGCAGAACUCUUUGACUAUGUCAAUGCACCAAUAGGAAAGGGAAAACCCAUCACCGUUAACCUCCGUCCUUUGAUAGCAGUUCCCACAACAGCUGGCACUGGAAGUGAGACCACGGGUGUGGCUGUGUUUGAUUAUGAAGCAAUGAAAUUUAAAACAGGCAUUGCCAGCAGAGCUCUAAAGCCCUUACUUGGGAUUGUGGAUCCUUUGCAUACCUUGCACAUGCCUGACCGUGUGGCAGCUUACAGUGGAUUUGAUGUACUUUGCCACGCAUUGGAAUCCUACACAGCUCUUCCAUACAGCUUACGAUCACCGUGCCCUCCAAACCCAGUUAAUCGGCCAGCAUAUCAAGGGAGCAACCCUAUUAGUGAUGUGUGGUCCAAACAUGCCCUGAGAAUUGUGGCCAAGUACAUGAAGCGUGCUGCCCAAAAUGCUGAUGACCAUGAGGCAAGAUUCAACAUGCACCUUGCAAGUGUUUUUGCAGGGAUAGGAUUUGGAAACGCUGGUGUUCAUCUCUGCCAUGGAAUGUCCUAUCCAGUGGCAGGAUUGGUGAAAACUUUUAAAGCCAAAGAUUACAAUGUGGAUCAUCCUUUGGUGCCACAUGGCCUUUCUGUUGUUCUGACCUCUCCUGCAGUCUUCACUUUCACAAGCCCCAUGUGUCCUGAACGCCAUUUGGAAGCAGCUGAGAUACUAGGAGCUGACACAAAGAACGUGAAGCGUGAAGAUGCAGGAUUAGCUCUGGCUGAUACGCUUCGGAAUUUCUUGUUUGAACUGCAUGUUGAAGAUGGGCUGAGUGCAGUUGGUUACACUAAUGAAGAUAUUCCCGCUUUAGUCAAAGGAACACUGCCUCAGGAAAGGGUAACAAAACUAUCACCAAGGCCUCAGACAGAGGAAGACCUGGCAAAUUUGUUUGAGUCCUCUAUGAAAUUGUAUUGACCUCUGUGCAUAAAUACAGAAUUCAAAGCUACUUUAUAAGGAGAACUCACUGAACAUAAAAUAUACUGCUGUUUGGUAUACCAACAUGUCAAAGUGGUACUUAAAUACGUUACUAUGUUUUGGACAUGUUACUUUAUAUGUUACUAUAAACACUAAGCUUGUGGAAUGUUACUUUUCUGAGUGUCAUCAGUUGUUAAUUAGGUUACUCCCAUGUAAUGGUUCCCAGCACAAUCCCUGGAUCAGUGGAAGGGAAGAUGAGUAUAUAGCUUCAUCUGCUUCUGCCAGUCUUCCUAAGCUGAAAAUUACACACUACAUUGUGUUCAGUUCUGGACAGGACACAUUAGGACAAGAAACAGGAGAAAUUUAAUAGAACAAGACCAGAAGAUGGGUUUCAAUUAUAGAAACAUAGAAAAACCUACAGCACAAUACAGCCCUUCGGCCCACAAAGCUGUGCCUAACAUGUCCCUACCUUAAAAAUUACCUAGGCUAACCCACAGCCCUCUAUUUUUCUAAGCUACAUGUACCUAUCUAAAAACCUCUUAAAAGAUCCUAUCGUAUCUGCCUCCACCACCGUUGCCAGCAGCCCAUUCCAUGCACUCACCACUCUCUGAGUAAAAAACUUACCCCUGACAUCUCCUACUCCCCAGCACCUUAAACCUGUUGCGGCAACCAUUUCAGCCCUGGGAAAAAGCCUCUGACUAUCCACACUAUCAAUGCCUCUCAUCCUCCUUCACUCCAAGGAGAAAAGGCCGAGUUCACUCAACCUAUUCUCAUAAGGCAUGCUCCACAAUCCAGGCAACAUACUUGUAAAUCUCCUCUGCACCCUUUCUAUGGUUUCCAUAUCCUUCCUGUAGUGAGGCAACCAGAACUGAGCACAGUACUCAAGUGGGGUCUGACCAGGGUCCUAUAGAACUCUCGGCUCUUAAACUCAAUCCCACGAUUGAUGAAGACCAAUGCACUGUUUGCCUUAACCACAGAGUCAACUUGCACAACAGUUUUGAGUGUCCUAUGGAUUUGGACCCCAAGAUCCCUCUGUUCCUCUACACUGCCAAAACUCUUACCAUUAAUACUAUCUUUAUAAUGGACUAUUUAAUAUAAUGGACAGUCUGGAGACAUUAGGAUUAUUCUUACAGCUGAAAGAUUGACAUUCAAUACAGGUUUUCAAAAUACUGAGGUUUUAAUUGAGUGACUAAGCUAAAAUUGUUUAUAUAGGGUCAUAAGUUAGAUCCUAACCAGAUAUUAUUGUUUUAAGAUUAUUGUUAAAAGAUCAGAGAGAAGUUGAGAAAAAAAAAUUUCUGUUGCAGGAUUUGUAAGACAUUAUCAGCAAUGGGCAACAGAAAUGUAACUCUGAAAGAUAAUCAGUAAAGCAAAUGCUCAUAAGAGUUCAUAGCAAGUUGUGUGUUGAGUACAGCUGUGACAACGAGAAUGUUUGCUGCAUUGGUGUGAGAUUCUUUGCAUUUCUUAAUCCUUUAUUCUAAGAACGAUCUCAUGCCCGGAAUAAAUACCUAUGCCUAUAUGAAAUUUUUGUAACAUUAUCAUAGGGGAUUAUUUUUAAUAUAGAGAUUGCACUUGUGUAAACACUAAGUGUCAAUCCUCCUGUUCUGGUGUUAUUUUUAAAUGGAAUAUAAAUAAACUUGUAUUGUAUUGUUCAA
Hypanus sabinus (Atlantic stingray) is the source of this 3127-nucleotide messenger RNA. It is a transcript of the gene adhfe1, whose product is annotated as alcohol dehydrogenase iron containing 1. Gene Ontology annotation, molecular function: alcohol dehydrogenase (NAD+) activity; metal ion binding. The record is from RefSeq and is a predicted model, not a curated record. Lineage: Eukaryota; Metazoa; Chordata; Chondrichthyes; Myliobatiformes; Dasyatidae. The coding region runs from base 81 to 1475 and encodes 464 amino acids. Gene Ontology annotation, cellular component: mitochondrion. The transcript is spliced from 14 exons.